AUGAAAGUGACAAUAACAAGGUCAAGGCUCCUCAAGCCAUCCUACGAUGCAAACCCUCCUCUUACAUCAACCCACAUUCCCUUAUCCGUCUUUGACAAGGUCACCUACGACCAACACGUGGCCGUUAUUUACGCCUAUCGUCCCCCAACCCCACCCAACUCUAUUAUCGAGCUAGGGCUCAGAAAGGUAUUAGCCGUGUACCGCGAGUGGGCCGGCAGGCUCGGAAAGGACACCAACGGCGAACCCGUUAUAUUUCUCAAUGACGAGGGUGUUAGGUUCGUGGAAGCGUCGGUCGACCAUGAUCUAGACGAAACGGUGACUUUCGGGCCCUCGGCAUCCCUCCUGAGCCUCCACCCCACCCUGGAGGGUGUGGUAGAGCUUCUCCAGGCCCAAGUCACGCGGUUCUCAUGUGGGUCCAUGGUAGUGGGCUUCACAACCCACCAUCUGGUAGCUGACGGGCAUGCGACCAGCAACUUCCUGGUCGCAUGGGGUCGUGCAUGCCGCGGGCUUGGGAAGUUGCAGGAGUCGCUUCACGGCCGCACGAUGUUCGUCCCUCGAAAUCCUCCCAAGAUCGAUUUCGUGCACAUCGGGGUGGAAUACGUAACUAAAAACUUCAAGAAGGCGUACCCCUUUAUCGAUAAUAGUUUAGAUGAUAUUGUGGUCCACAAAGUACACUAUAGUGCAGAGUUUCUUUCUAAGCUCAAGGCUAGGGCUUCCUCAAUGAACAAGACUAGUUGCAAGCCCUUUAGCACGUUUGAGAGCCUCAUGGCCCAUCUUUGGAGAUCCAUAACCAAGGCGCGAGGCUUGAGCGGGUUUGAGACCACCCAAGUUAGGGUUUCCGUUGACGGUCGUACGCGGAUGAACCCUAUGGUGCCAGAUGACUAUUUCGGUAAUUUGGUCUUGUGGGCUUUCGCGAGAGCCAAGGUUGAGGAUCUCUUGAAGGAGCCACUUUCGUAUGCGGCUACGGUUUUGCACGAGGCAGUUGUAGAGGUGGACGACAAGUAUUUCAAGUCCUUUAUCGACUUUGCGAACCACAAGGUUAGACAAGAGGACCUCAUCCCAAAUGCAGUUUCUGAUACAGAUGAGUCAAUAUUGUGGCCAAAUUUGGAGGUGGAUAGCUGGCUGAGGUUUCCAUUUUAUGACCUUGAUUUCGGGUGCGGGGGCCCCUUCAUUUUCAUGCCUUCAUUUUCUCCGAUAGAGGGGAUGAUCUUUCUUCUCCCCUCCAUCAACGGAGAUGGAAGUAUAGACGUCUUCCUUCCUCUAUUUAGAGAAAAUUUGACGACUUUCAGACAAAUUUGCUAUUCUCUAGAAUAG
This is a messenger RNA of Striga hermonthica, 1314 nucleotides long. The record is from the annotation of a GenBank genome assembly. NCBI's taxonomy places the organism in Eukaryota, Viridiplantae, Streptophyta, Magnoliopsida, Lamiales, Orobanchaceae.